This is a messenger RNA of Eleginops maclovinus (Patagonian blennie), 4000 nucleotides long. RefSeq names its product enhancer of mRNA decapping 3 homolog (S. cerevisiae) (gene edc3). NCBI's taxonomy places the organism in Eukaryota, Metazoa, Chordata, Actinopteri, Perciformes, Eleginopidae. The transcript is spliced from 7 exons. The record is from RefSeq and is a predicted model, not a curated record. Gene Ontology annotation, cellular component: P-body. Bases 145 to 1581 code for a protein of 478 amino acids. Gene Ontology annotation, molecular function: mRNA binding. Gene Ontology annotation, biological process: P-body assembly; deadenylation-independent decapping of nuclear-transcribed mRNA.
GCUAGCAGUAGCAGCAUCUUUUGACCAUUCAAGCUAAGAGCUAGCAGUUUAAAGGAGCUACAAUUUUCCUUGCAGCACUUAAAUUUACACUGUAUUCAUUAGUUUUCGUAAAAACAGUGUGUUUCGCAUCGAUUUAAAAAAGUCAUGGCAGCGGAUUGGUUGGGUAGUUUGGUGUCAAUAAACUGUGGUCCAACGCUGGGAGUGUAUCAAGGAGAGGUGGUGUCUGUGGACCAGUCCAGCCAAACCAUCUCCUUAAGACAACCUUUCCACAAUGGAGUCAAGUGCCCUGUUCCAGAGGUCACUUUCAGCGCCAUUGACAUAAAGGAGCUAAAGAUUUUAGAUAUCACAAUUGGCAAUGCUAAAAACGGCUCUUCUGCAUCUACAAAAGUUAGCAGUGCUCCAGUCGCUGUCCCGAAGGGUGACCCCAGGUCUGUGGCGAAUGUCAACUCUCCUCAGCACUGCUCCAAAAGCCAAGUAGAACGUCACUUGGACAUACCUGGCCAGCCAAAAGGAUUUCGUCGAAGACACAACUCCUGGUCAUCUAGCAGUAAAGGGGCAAACCAAGCAACACCAAAAAAGAAUGGUGUGAAGAACGGUCAGAUGAAGCCCAGAGACGACGAGUGUUUUGGGGAGGCCAUCGACGACGGGCUGGAUACAGAUUUUGAUUUUGAAGGAAACUUGGCUCUUUUUGACAAAGCUGCAGUUUUCUCAGAAAUCGACAUAUCGGAGCGUCGUAACGGUGCAAGAUCACGUGGGACGCCUCAAGACCAGACGCCCACACGGUACCGCCAUGAUGAAAACAUCCUGGAAGCCAAACCUGUUGUGUACAGACAGAUUACUGUCCCGCAGCCUGGGGCAAAAGAGUACUGCACUGACUCCGGGCUUGUUGUACCCAGUAUAUCCUAUGAACUACACCAGCGUCUGUUGUCAGUGGCUGAGCGUCAUGGUCUCUCACUGGAGCGAAGACUUGAGAUGACCGGAGUGUGUGCGAGUCAGAUGGCUCUCACGUUGCUGGGAGGACCCAACAGAUUCACUCCAAAGAACUUACACCAGCGCCCCACAGUUGCUCUGUUGUGUGGCCCUCAUGUUCAGGGAGCACAGGGCAUCAGCUGUGGUCGUCACCUGGCCAAUCAUGAAGUGGAGGUCAUCAUGUUUCUGCCCAAUUUUGUCAAGAUGCUCGACUCCGUCACCAGCGAGGUUACCAUGUUCAACAAGACUGGUGGCAAACAGGUGUCAAGUAUCAAAGACCUCCCAGACACGCCAGUGGACUUAAUCAUAAACUGCCUGGACUGCCACGAGAACACAUUCCUGAUGGACCAGCCUUGGUACCGAGCCGCUGCAGACUGGGCUAACCAGAACCGAGCGCCAGUGCUCAGCUUAGACCCUCCUGGUAGUGGACAGGGUCAUGCGGUGGAGGCAAAGUGGUCCCUCUCCCUCUGCCUCCCUCUUUCACUGGCAGAGGGGGCCGGCAGAGUUUACCUGUGUGACAUAGGUAUUCCUCGACAGGUGUUCAAGGAAGUGGGAAUCAAGUACAUUUCUCCCUUUGGCUGCAAAUUCGUCAUCCCUUUGCACUCUGCGUAAUGGGACUAAUGGUUAACAUGAAUCUUUCACCCUCCAUUACCAUUGGGGUUUUGGUGCCUUAUGUUCCAGAGUUCAUCCAUUACGUUACUAACUCAUCGACAUGUGAAAGGAACCACGGUUUGGUACAUUAGUUCUACAAGAACUUAGUCCAUGUGGGUGGGAUAGCAGAGGGUUUUAUUGAAAAAUAAAUGUGUUGACCAUCAGAGGCUUCAGCCAUAAUGUAGAUACUAUUGUAUUUACAUCAUUUGACAUAAUACUUGUAGAUAGAUUUUUCAAAAUCACAGCUGAAGUGUCAAAAUAAUAUUACAUAAUGCUCAGUUGUUUCAGAUUGACAAUCUCUGACUUAAAAAGGAAAUAUUUCUGAAUGUCACUGCAAUCUAAACUCAUUCCUAAUCUGGUGAAUAAACAACAUUCAACCAUAUAUUUCCUUUAAAUGUGAUGAUAUAACAUUACAACAGAAGACCAACUUAGAUUGGUGUCACCAUUGCUAAUGGCCUUACAGCCUGCCAUACUCUGCAGAACUCUAUUACUCUUACUUACCAUUUAAACAAAUGUGGAAAAUGGUCAUUAGUGUGAGUAGUUUUCUAUUUUCUUAACCAGUGUUGAAUGGAGCAGCUGCUGGAGAUAAUCUAGAUAGCAGCAGUUUUCUUUGUUAAAGCUAGAGAAGGCCUUCAUAUGGGCUCUGAUAAGAUCAAAACCUCCUUUAGGCAAAAACAUUUGCCAACAGAAAUGUGUUACUGAAGUCAUGAUGUUCCACUAGCUUACUGUACGUGCAAUCUUCCAUCUCAGUCAAGUCAAUUCAGCAUCCACUAUAGUAGUUUUAGGUUGUUAGCAUAAAAUAAGCUGUUGUCAUUGUAUCUUGGUUUUCAUUCCUAUCCGUUCACUUUGGCCACAGCAGAGUGUUUGCGAGUUUUAGUUCCUCAACUACCAAUCCUGUAUGUAAUCUGAUCAUUUUUAAAUGCAGAGCACAGAUUACAGAUUUUCGGGAAUUCAUCAGAGCGAACAUAAAGUCUGUGGUAGUUAAAUUGUUGCGUUGUUAUGUAGUUGAUUUGAAAAUGCUCCAUGCAUUCUACACAUAAUCUAUUAUGGACUGAAGUUUCAAGAAUGUCCCAAGUAGAUUUUCACGUUUUAUGAAAGCCAAUGGAUGCCUGGUAGACAAAGUGGUUAAGUUUCAAACCUUCAAGCAGGUUAGAACGUCAACAGGUUUAUUUGUGUUUUUUUUAAUCAAAAGUUUUGUUGGUUGACAAGUUGUGUUGUUGAGUAAAAAUGCCCUUUAUAUUUUGAAUAUUAAUGCAUUUCUGGGUGAAUCAUCUGUGAUGAGAAAUUUAACAGUUUUUUUUUUUGUAUUCCCUCUCCUGGUAUUGUGAAGUAUACCUGUUGUGUGUACUCCACAAUUAGUGGUAUUUACCAUGAGAGCUACUUGUUUUGUGCUGCUUUUUGAGGCCUUGACAGAGGGCUUGUAGGAAUUUCUACUGCCAAAAAAAUGUGACAGUCAAACCCUUUGCUUGUUCUUUUACAAAAUCACAUUAUUUUUUAAAUGUGUCCAGAGACCAAGCACAUUGUUUAAGGGAGUUGACGUGGACAUUGUAUACGACACGUCCCUAAAUUGUGUAUUAUUGCUGUCAGUUUAGUCUUAAAAAAAGGCUGCACUUAAGCAGUAACAGGAAUGAUAAAGGAAGUCAUCUGGGAAAAGGUUUACAGUGUGGUUUUGUAUCCACACAAUAACUUGUCAACAUCUCAGGAGGAUUAAAAAUACACCACUUAUAUAUAUAUAUAUUUUUCUCUGUGCACAUUAUCCUGCACAGGGUUUAUACACUGAUUCUGUGAAAAUGACUCCUCAUGCACAAAGGGUUUGUCCUUUCUCCAACAUUCCUCCGGCCUGAUGUGUUAUGUCACAUCUGUUGAGACAAGUCUGGCUGGGAAGCAUCAGCCAGCGUUACUGAAUGUGAAGAGCUGUUUCCUCUUUGGCCGCCAGGGGGCCAUUAAAACACACUAUAAGUGUCUCUUCCUUAUUCCUUUGUAAUGGCAGCUUUAUGUACCUUUUCCCCGAGAAUAUGGGUAUUUCUCUACGAAAUGUGAACAGUCAGAAACCUUGUGGUAAUCUGGCUUUGGCAGGAAAGCAACUGUUUUCAAAGUGUAUUUGUUUAAAUACAGGCUCUGCUUCUUGAUAUGCAUUACAUUAGUUUACAUAUUUCACAUUCUCACAUCUGCGCUGGGUGAUUAGUACAUGCAAGGUUAGUUUGCAGUUCAGGAAUAACGUGCGCAUUUUACAGCUAGUUGGAGGUUUUGUCUAGACAGUGCUGUACAACAGUUUCCUUUUGGGUGCGAAGUUCAGUAUCAAGGUUCAAGUGCAAAAGUACUGUGCUGUCUGUCCUCUUGUCAUGCCUGCAGGUUGAAACAAUAAAAACUGUAAACGUUG